Molecule: messenger RNA, 420 nt
Organism: Penicillium egyptiacum
Lineage: Eukaryota; Fungi; Ascomycota; Eurotiomycetes; Eurotiales; Aspergillaceae
Source: the annotation of a GenBank genome assembly
AUGCCGACAGUCUAUCCUCAGGCAAACUAUGCGCAAUUCGGGAGUGAUCCCAUGGAUGUGAAGUGCGAGUAUGUGGGUGAGGACUAUGAUGACUGGAUGGAGGACCACCCGCAUCCAUCAGUAUCACAAUCCAUGAUAUCGGCCACGGCCAAAACUACCUCAACAAGAUUGGUCUCAGCCACACCUACCCCUUCUGCGACGAGGUCGGCCACAUGUGAAGUGAUCUUUGAAGAUGAACUCUCUUCCACGAAGGACUGGAUGUACAAGGUGAUUGUGAGCGGAGAUUGGGCCACACAGGACGCGAUCAAGUCUGGCAUCCAAGGCUGCGUGAGCAACUCCGACGAUCUUACGGCCUGGAUUUGGGAAGACCAGGGAGAUGGAACCUGGAUGGCUGCAAGAACUUUUUCGGACGAAAACUGA